GGGUUUGUCUCGGACCGAUGACGCUAAAAGACCUCGCCGCAGUGUUUUCCUCCUUUGUGUUUAUGAGUGACUGUAAAUAAUCCGCCUUUCUGCUGAAAUAUGGAUUAUAUCGGGAGGCUCGCGCAGAUAUUGGGUUUAUAUCUGAGUUAGAAAGAAGAAAUCAGACGCUUUUAUAAACCGGCAACAUGAAUAAAGGUUGGCUGGAGCUGGAAAGCGACCCCGGGCUCUUCACUCUGCUGGUGGAGGAUUUUGGUGUGAAGGGUGUUCAGGUAGAGGAGAUCUAUGACUUGCAGAGCAAAUGCCAAAGCCCGGUGUACGGCUUCAUUUUCCUCUUUAAAUGGAUCGAGGAGCGUCGCUCCAGGAGGAAAGUCUCCACCCUCGUAGAUGAAACCUCAGUUAUCGAUGAUGACAUCGUCAAUGACAUGUUUUUUGCCCACCAAUUAAUUCCCAACUCGUGUGCCACUCACGCAUUACUGAGCGUGCUCCUGAACUGCAGCGGUGUGGAGCUGGGAAUGACUCUCAGCCGCAUGAAAACUUUCACCAAGGGCUUCAAUCCAGAGAGUAAAGGAUAUGCCAUCGGAAACGCUCCAGAACUGGCUAAAGCCCACAACAGCCACGCCAGACCUGAACCACGGCACUUGCCGGAGAAGCAGAACGGCAUCAGCGCUGUGAGGACCAUGGAGGCUUUUCACUUCGUCAGCUACGUUCCCAUUAAGGACCGACUGUUUGAGCUGGAUGGACUCAAGACCUACCCAAUAGACCACGGGCCAUGGGGAGAGGAGGAGGAGUGGACAGACAAAGCCCGAAGGGUCAUUAUGGAAAGAAUCGGGCUAGCAACUGCAGGGGAACCGUACCAUGAUAUCCGCUUUAAUCUGAUGGCGGUGGUGCCGGAUCGGAGGAUGAAGUACGAGUCCAGGCUGGAGGUGCUUAAACGGAACCGCCAGAUCGUUCUGGAAGGCCUCCAGCAGGCAAUUAAAGCAUCUCAGCCUGAUGCUCAACAGGAGCGUAAGCAACCAGACUCCUCUGAGGACACACCCACUACUGUUAAAAAAGAAGAGACAUCUGAAACCCCUGUCUCUGCUGAGCAAACCCCGCCCACAGAUGCAGAUGGUGCAGGUGUCACAGCAGCCCCCUGCUCUUCAGAUAAAGCAAAAAGUGUUUCAAAGUCCUCAUCCGUACCAGCAGGGGGUGCUACACCAGGACCGCCGCCUCCACCUGCUCCUCCUGCACCUCCACCACCCAUUACCAGCCCGAACCCUAUCGUCCAGCGCCUGCCCGCCUUUCUGGACAACCACAACUACGCCAAGUCCCCCAUGCAGGAAGAGGAGGAUUUAGCUGCAGGAGUGGGGCGUCCUCGCGUGCCCGGACCCCCUCAGACGUCUUACUCUGAUGAUGAGGACUAUGAGGAUGAAGAGGAGGAGGAGUGUGAACCUACAGCAGCGCCGAGCAGAUUCUGUAGGAAGUCGAGUCUUCGGACGAGGAGCGUGGCCCGCGCCAGCACUGCAGCGGCCGGAGCCUCGGGGGUUGAAGGUCAGCUGGCUCUGAACGUGCUCACCGAGAAACUGAAGAAGGAGAUCCAGAAGAAGGACACAAUGGCAACGGUGGCUGGCUCCACCCCCCUGAAUGUACGCACAGAGGGACGCACUGGCGGCAUCAGCAUCACGUCUGCAUCACAGCCGUCACCUACGCCCAGCAAUGAGAGCACAGAUACUGCCUCUGAGAUUGGCAGUGCGUUUAACUCGCCUCUCCGCUCUCCUGCACGCUCACAGGCGACCACACGCCCCUCCAGUCCUGUAGCGUCCCACCUGAGCCGUGUGCUGUUUGGUGAAGACGAGGGUCUCCUGCGCUUGGAUGCUCGACACAACCGUGCAGUCCGAGACCUCGGAUCGGUGGUGGGUUGCACGCGGCUGCAGCUGAAGGACGACGGCACCAUGCAUGCACUGCCCCCUGUUGAAGGACCAUCUGAGGGGGUGAAGAAAACGAAUGGCAUGGAAAAAACUGAAAAAAUAGAGAAGAAAGAAGCUAUCAGUGGAGGUGCACAGGAGACAGCAGGGAAAGAGGGAGCGCAGGAGGAGAAAAAAGUCAAGGAGGAGAGUAAAGAGAUGACUGACAACAAGCCAAUCACAGAAAGCGGCACCUUUGCCGAGCCUGAGGCCGUGAUUAAGCCAACUGGAGAGAAAUACUCGCCAAAAGAGUUGCUGGCUCUGCUGAAGUAUGUGGAGGCUGAUAUUUCUAACUGUGAGGUUUGUCUGAAAGAGGAGGUGGAGAAGAGGAAGAAAUACAAGAUUGAUGACCAGAGGAGGACCCAUAAUUAUGACGAGUUUAUCUGCACAUUUAUCUCCAUGCUGGCUCAAGAAGGGAUGUUGGCGAGUCUGGUGGAGCAGAAUAUUUCCGUGCGCAGACGGCAGGGCGUGAGUAUCGGCCGCCUCCAUAAACAGCGCAAACCGGACCGGCGAAAACGCUCACGACCUUACAAAACCAAACGCCAGUGAACCCAGACAUACAGUAACCCUGACUCUGACAGUCUAGUGCUCGUCAAACUCAUCACAUUUGACUGACCUGAGGUGCAGUUUGUGCCCCAGAAGCAGCUAUGAGCUGUAAAGUGUCCACUGAUUACAAAGCAGAGAGACGUUCAGAUCAGCGAUGCUUCAGUUCAUUCUGUGGAAGUGCUCCUGGUCAUAUUCUCAGUAAGUAAUCAGUCUGACCAUGAACUCUCCAACAAGGGACAUUUACAGGAGAGAGUCAUCUAAGUGUUAAAAGAUUUUAUUCCAUGUAAAUCAUUUUGGAGCCUUUCUAUUGGACCAUCAAUCAUCUACUAUAUAAAGAACAACUCUCAUAUAAUGUCAGAAAGACAGAAAGAAAAAAAUGGAGAUCCAAGUGUUUAGCGUGAUGAUGACAAUAUGCAUGUAAAGCUAAAGUGAUUAAAAUGUGAUAAAAACUGAUUACUUAAGGAGAAUAAUACCAGCAACACUUACAACUGUUACUUUAACCGGUGGACCAAUCACAGACAUCGUUAGUGUGACUUUACAAGUCAGAGGUGAGAAUGUUUGUUUCUUUUGUAUGUAAGUGUGUUUAGGUGUGUGUGUGUGUGUGUGCACGCACGCAGGUGAACAGAAAAACUGAAUGAAACAGAGCGUUUUCAGUCAACCUGUGGCCUUGCUGGUGCAGAUUCACCCCAGAUAACUGGUGCUCUUCUGUAGCUGCUGGUUCUCAGUUGAACUGACCAUCAGCAUCUAUAGAAGACCACACUAGUGGGCGGAGUCUGCUAAGGUCCAAAAAUAGGAAUAAUGUUUUGUAUUGAAGUUAAAGAGGAUUAGUGCUGGACUCUCAAAUGCUGUUCAUAUCUAUCUGUAUUUGAAGGGGGCAGCUGGAGACAGACCCCUAUACUCUUUAUUAUUUAUUGUUUUACAUGUUUAGUCAUUUAAAUGAUUAAUUAAUGAAUUAUAAUGAGUGUAUAAAAGGAAAUCAGUUUGUGAAACAAUCAGUAAUAAUGUUUCAGGGGUGUUUGUCUCCGGCCCAACACCCUCAAUGCACCCCCUACCCCUUUCAUAUUGUAUAUAUUAGUAUGUGUGUAUGUAAGAGUGUGUGUGGCUCUAAUGUCAUUUCUAUACAGAGCUGUCUGUUCUGAAUUCAGUAAACUGCAGUAAUAUGUAAA
Astyanax mexicanus (Mexican tetra) is the source of this 3655-nucleotide messenger RNA. It is a transcript of the gene bap1, whose product is annotated as BRCA1 associated protein-1 (ubiquitin carboxy-terminal hydrolase). The record is from RefSeq and is a predicted model, not a curated record. Gene Ontology annotation, biological process: ubiquitin-dependent protein catabolic process; protein deubiquitination. The coding region runs from base 186 to 2492 and encodes 768 amino acids. The transcript is spliced from 18 exons. Gene Ontology annotation, cellular component: cytoplasm. Gene Ontology annotation, molecular function: cysteine-type deubiquitinase activity. Lineage: Eukaryota; Metazoa; Chordata; Actinopteri; Characiformes; Acestrorhamphidae.